AUUCAGUUUUAAUUAAAUAUUUCAAGACAUAAAGUCAGAGUUAAAAGCAAAAUGCUGCAUUAUAAAAUAAUUUUAGUGUGUUGUGGACUGUUUGCAAUUUUAAAGCUUAAUAAUGGUGAAGUUUUCAGCAGUAGUAACACUUAUAACUCCUCAUUUCGCAGUGAUGAUUAUAUAAGCAUUAAUAAAAGACAAUAUGAGAGAACCAUUAAGCAAUUUGAUCAUCAAAUGGAAAUAUUCAAACAACUGUUUAAUGGACGCCUCAAUACACUCGACACUCAAUUGGAAAUGUUAAUAGAUAGUUUGAAAAUCAAUGAUGAACUCCUUAAUCCCAUGGAAAUUUUAAGUGAUUUUAGUAAACAUUGUGUAACCAAAUAUCGUCCUAGAAUACCCACAAUUGAAGCCACCAAAACAUCAAUGCAAGCUUGCGUUACAACGGCCAAAAAUCAAUUAACCAAUUUGUUGAAUCCACCACUAACAACUAGAAAUAAUUUACAAAAUUAUUAUAGAAAUAAUUUUGAGAAGGAAAUUAAAAAUUGUGCCACAAAACAUGCCAAUAUGUUGACCUUUAAUUAUACCAAUUGUUUAACGGGUUUGAUUUCAUCGGUCAAUGUUGUUACUCUCAGUAAUCAGAAAACCUUUAAUACACAAAUCGAGUCCGCUCAAUGUAGCGCUAACACUUACAUAAAAAAGGCCAUAGAUUGUAGUUUUUUGGCUCAAAAUCGUACUUUAUCUUUGGUAGCCGAGGCCAAUACUUUGAUCAAUAAAUGUUUGGAGAAUUUAAAUAAUAGUGAAGAUUUUUGUUCAGAUGUUUUCUAUAUGCGUCAAGCUCAUGUUGAUCACAAGAAUUUCUCGAUGACAAAUCCAUUUUAUGGCCGCAAUGAGACGAUUAAUUGCUUAUUAAUAAAAUUAUAUUAGAUUAGCGUUAAGUCAGAUAAGUAAGUCUGUUUGUAUUAAGAUUAAAUAAUAAUAGAUUAUGUGUAUACUAAGUAUAUUGUAAUUUAUUUAUUACUAGUCAUUGCAGUGUUCUUUUUUGUUUGUUUUUGGACUUGCGGU
Molecule: messenger RNA, 1053 nt
Organism: Lucilia sericata (common green bottle fly)
Lineage: Eukaryota; Metazoa; Arthropoda; Insecta; Diptera; Calliphoridae
Exons: 3
Coding region: 52-915 (287 amino acids)
Source: RefSeq, a predicted model, not a curated record